AUGGUAGCGGAGCGCGCCCGCAAAGCGGCAGCAGCCGAUGCCCGCGGCCCCGGGGAGCCCAGCGCGCCCGCGGCGGUGGCGCUGGCGGUGGCGCCGGCGGAGCGCUGCGCACGGCUGCCGAGCCCGGGAUCCUGCGGGCUGCUGGCGCUGGCCCUGUGCUCGCUGGCGCUCAGCCUGCUCGCCCACUUUCGGACCGCCGAGCUGCAGGCCCGGGUGCUGCGCCUGGAAGCCGAGCGUGGGGAGCAGCAAAUGGAGACUGCUAUUUUGGGACGAGUCAACCAACUGCUGGAUGAGAAAUGGAAGCUCCACUCUCGGAGGCGCCGGGAGGCCCUCCCGAAGACGUCUCCAGGGUGCCACUGCCCGCCAGGGCCUCCUGGUCCUGCUGGAAGACCUGGCAUCCCGGGGGACAAAGGUGCCAUUGGAAUGCCUGGACGUGUGGGGGCCCCAGGAGAUGCCGGCAUGUCUAUCAUCGGCCCCCGAGGCCCCCCAGGUCAGCCGGGCACUCGAGGUUUCCCUGGAUUUCCGGGUCCCAUUGGGCUCGAUGGCAAACCGGGCCACCCCGGACCCAAAGGGGAGAUGGGCCUGACGGGUCCCCGAGGACAGCCGGGACCUCAAGGACAAAAAGGAGAAAAGGGUCAAUGUGGAGAGUACCCACAUCGGGAGCACCUGAGCAGCACUCUCUCGGCUCUGCGCUCCAACCAGAUCAUUACCCUGAAGCUGCUGCCUCUCCUCAAUUCAGUGCGACUGGCUCCGCCCCCAGUCAUAAAAAGACGGACCUUCCAGGGGGAACAGGGCCAGGCCGGCAUUCAAGGCCCACCAGGGCCACCAGGCCCCCCUGGACCGAGCGGACCCCUGGGGCCCCCAGGACUGCCAGGGCCCAUGGGGCCAUCAGGCUUACCCGGGCCUCCUGGACCAAAGGGAGACCCAGGAAUCCAGGGCUACCACGGCCGGAAGGGAGAACGGGGCAUGCCAGGGAUGCCGGGCAAACAUGGAGCAAAGGGAGCUCCUGGAAUUGCUGUGGCUGGGAUGAAGGGUGAGCCAGGGACCCCAGGAGCCAAGGGUGAAAAGGGGGCGGCAGGCUCCCCUGGGCUACUCGGCCUCCUGGGGCAGAAGGGAGAAAAAGGCGAUGCCGGCAACUCCAUCGGAGGGGGCAGAGGGGAGCCUGGCCCCCCAGGGCUGCCCGGGCCCCCAGGGCCAAAGGGAGAAGCUGGCUUUGAUGGCCCGGCCGGCCCCCCAGGACGGCAAGGAGACAAGGGGGAGCCUGGAGCACCUGGAAACCAGGGACCAGCCGGCCCCAAGGGCACCAAGGGGGAACCAGGGAAAGGAGAGAUGGUGGACUACAAUGGAAAUAUCAACGAGGCUCUCCAGGAGAUCCGAACGCUGGCCUUGAUGGGACCCCCCGGUCUUCCCGGACAAAUUGGCCCACCCGGAGCCCCAGGGGUCCCAGGCCAGAAGGGGGAGAUCGGACUGCCAGGCCCUCCAGGACACGAUGGAGAAAAGGGACCUCGAGGCAAGCCAGGAGACAUGGGCCCUCCUGGUCCCCAAGGCCCCCCAGGAAAGUCUGGGCCUGCAGGAAUGAAGGGAGAAGACGGACACGCAGGAAGCCCGGGAGAGAAGGGGGAGAAAGGGGAGAUGGGACAGGCGGGCCCACCGGGAGAGAAAGGAGAGCCCGGGGAGAAGGGGGAGCCAGGAGUGGAGGUUCCUGGGCCUCCAGGGCCAGAGGGGCCCCCCGGACCUCCGGGGCUCCAAGGUGUUCCCGGACCAAAGGGGGAAGCAGGACUAGAUGGAGCAAAAGGAGAGAAGGGUGUCCAGGGAGAGAAAGGAGAUCGAGGGCCGCUGGGAUUACCUGGAGCUGCAGGUUUGGACGGCAGGCCUGGGCCACCGGGUACUCCAGGACCAAUCGGAGUCCCAGGCCCAGCGGGACCAAAGGGCGAGAGGGGCAGCAAAGGCGACCUGGGGAUGACAGGACCAACAGGAGCGGCUGGGCUUCCUGGUUUACAUGGACCACCCGGGGACAAAGGAAACCGGGGGGAGAGGGGGAAGAAAGGCUCUAGAGGGCCUAAAGGGGAUAAGGGAGACCAAGGAGCGCCUGGAUUAGAUGCCCCCUGCCCGUUGGGCGAAGAUGGCUUGCCAGUCCAGGGCUGUUGGAACAAGUGAUGCCUCUAACCUGGGAAUGGCCUGUGUGUGUGUUUGUACAUAGAAUAUUUAUUUUUAUACAGUUUUCACUUUUUGAAAAUGCCAGAAGUAUGAUGCAUCUUACAGGUUAUUAAAAAAAAAAGAAAAAAGAAAAACCUGCAUAUUUUGUACAGAA
Enhydra lutris kenyoni (northern sea otter) is the source of this 2311-nucleotide messenger RNA. RefSeq names its product collagen type XIII alpha 1 chain. NCBI's taxonomy places the organism in Eukaryota, Metazoa, Chordata, Mammalia, Carnivora, Mustelidae. The transcript has 40 exons. The coding region runs from base 1 to 2157 and encodes 718 amino acids. The record is from RefSeq and is a predicted model, not a curated record.